GGAAUUAAAUUAUGAAGGCCGCGGUGGUAGAAGCCGUCGUUGACAGGGUUGAGGAUGGUGAUAAGGAGAAGAAGAAGCGUCGCUCGCGUAAUCGGAAAUCGAAGCAAAACUCCUCCUCCCCCGCAUCAGUAUCGUGUAGUUCAGUAAAUGGUGAAGCGUCGCCUGAGUGCUUGGUAAAUGGGACAAUGGCGAAUCAUGUGACCACAUCGUUGAUGCAACACCACUUAGGCAUGAGUCCCCCGUGUGAGCAGGGAUUGCCCAAAGCAUCUGACUUGGCUUUCAGUUCUUUGCCAACGAUGCACAUUGUUGAAUCCCUUGAUGUGCAAAGUCCCAAAAAUCGCUGUUUGCUCCCACCUGAAUUUGAUGGAAGGAUGUUUGCAAAAUCUUGUCCUCAACCAGCUGCUUGUGUAGGGUCACCCGGAUUCAUCACAAACAAGGGUUCCCCUCUUCAACUGCUCAACGGUUAUUCUCAGGGAAAGUAUUUUCCUCCCCACUGGUCCAUGGAGGACGUCAAUGCCGCUCUAGAGAAAGGUGAUGUUUUUAAGGCUCUGUUUCGCGUCAAUGCACACAACAGAAUGGAGGGCUAUUGCAAAAUUGAUGAAGUGCCUACAGAUGUUCUUAUUGGUAGGCUAACGGAGCAGAAUAGAGCUGUUGAAGGCGACAUUGUUGCGAUUAAGAUUAAUCCAUUACCAUUAUGGACCUGGAUGAAAGGGUCUGCUGGCGCUAAUAAGAGUUCUGCACCAGUGGAGGAUCCUAACUCAAAACUGAAAGAUAAUACAGUUGUUUAUAACUGCAAAGGUAAAGCCAAGGUAGAUGAGGAUUGUGAGUAUGAUAGUCGCAGAAGUUGUCUGCUUCCUGAGAGUGAAUCAUGUCAUGAUGAAAGCAUGUAUUUGCGUGACUCUACUGAUUCAGAGCCAGUUGGACAAUCCAGUUGUGAUCAUGUUGCUGGAAAGUACCAAUUGGCUUCAAAUUCUUCCCAAGCAGGUUCUUCUUAUGAGCAGAAUGUAGUUAAAACUCCAGUCGAGAAGAUGUGUGCCAUCAUCAGUUCAUUCCCUUCUAAACGUCCAACUGGAAGGGUUGUUGCUAUCAUUGAAAGGUCUAAACGACGAGAUGCUGUUAUAGGCUAUCUUAAUGUUAAGAAGUGGAUUUCUUACAGGGAAGUUUGCAGAAAAGACAUGAAAAAGAAUAAAAGUUUGCCAUAUUCUGACCAUGAUUAUAUCCAGAUGACACCGACUGAUCCAAGAUUUCCAAAAAUGGUGGUCCUUGUUAGAAAUUUGCCUGAUGAAAUUAAGAAAAGAUUGGAGAAUGGUGAUGAAACAAUUGAGAAGGAGCUGUUUGCUGCACGAGUUGAUGAGUGGGGUGAAGAAAGUCUUGCUCCACAAGCCUUAAUAUUACAUGCUUUUGGACAUGGAGCUGAAGUACAGCCUCACAUUGAAGCAAUCUUAUGCGAAAAUUCUAUUAAUUCAUCUGAAUUUUCCCCUGAAUCACUUUCUUGUCUUCCUCCCCUCCCAUGGGAGGUGCCUCGGGAGGAAGUUAAAACAAGAAAGGAUCUUCGAAAUCUGUGCAUAUUCACCAUUGAUCCUUCCACUGCCACAGAUCUGGAUGAUGCCCUCUCAGUUGAGAAUUUUUCCAACGGUAUCUCCAGAGUUGGUGUCCACAUUGCUGAUGUGUCAUACUUUGUGUUACCUGACACACCCUUGGAUAAAGUAGCUCUAUCUAGAUCAACAAGUGUGUAUAUGACACAGCGCAAGAUACCGAUGUUGCCCCCUUUGCUUUCAGAGAAUAUUGUUUCGCUUAAUCCAGGAGUAGAGAGACUUUCGUUUUCAAUAUUCCUGGACAUCAAUAAUGCUGGAGAUGUUGUUGAUCGAUGGAUUGGCCGCACUGUGAUAAGGUCGUGUUGCAAGCUUUCUUAUGAGCACGCUCAGGAUAUUAUUGAUGGCAUAUAUAACUUUGAAAGUUUUGACACUUCCCAAGACGGCUGUCCUCAGGUACAUGGCCAUUUUGGAUGGUCGGAUGUAAGUAGAUCUGUCAAGAGCCUCUAUGAGAUCUCUAAAACUUUGAAGGAGAGGAGAUCUAAUGAUGGUGCUCUCCAGCUUGAUAACUCCAAAGUUGUUAUUCUGUUUGAUGAAUAUGGAGAUCCAUAUGAUAGUUUGUUUUCUGAAAGGAAGGAAUCAAAUUCUCUUGUGGAGGAGUUUAUGCUCUUAGCAAACAGAACAGCGGCUGAAGUCAUAUCUAGAGCUUUCCCUGACAGUGCACUACUGCGGAGGCACCCAGAGCCUAAUAUGCGCAAGCUUAAAGAACUUGAAGCAUUUUGUUCCAAGCAUGGUUUAGAGUUGGAUACUUCUUCUUCUGGUCGAUUCCAUCAGUCACUGGAGCGAAUUAGGGUUAAGCUCAAGGAUGAUUCUGUUCUGUUUAGUAUUCUCAUGAAUUAUGCCACAAAACCUAUGCAGCUAGCUACUUACUUUUGUAGUGGGGAAUUGAGAUACAAAAAUGAUUGGGGUCACUAUGGAUUGGCUGUUCCUCUGUAUACUCAUUUCACUUCGCCACUACGCCGGUAUCCUGAUAUUAUAGUGCAUCGCACACUAGCUGCCACCAUAGAGGCUGAGGAGUUAUAUUUGGAACAUCAGAGAGUGUUGAAUAAUUUGAACAAGGGAGACAAAUUUAAGAUGAGGUGUUUCACUGGUGUUGAUUUUGAUAAGGAUGCUGCUGAAUCUAGGGAAAUUCAGGAAGCCUUAUCAGCUGCAGCGAUGAAGCAUAGUGUUCCCAGCACGAAGUUGCUUGCCAAUGUUGCUGCUAAUUGCAAUGAAAGAAAGCUGGCCAGUAGACAUGUCAAGGAUGCUUGUGAUAAGCUCCAGAUAUGGUCCCUGCUGAAGAAAAAAGAGAUUUUAUUCUCAGAAGCAAGAGUAAUGGGUCUGGGACCUAGAUUCAUGUCCAUUUACAUCCAAAAGCUUGCUGUUGAACGUCGAAUUAAUUAUGAUGAAGUUGAAGGCUUGAUGGUAGAGUGGCUAGAUGCUACAUCCACAUUGGUGCUUUCUUUACGUGUUGAUAGGCGCUCGUUCAGGAGAGGUAGUCCUGGUAAAUGGAGGGCGCUUGAUGAUGUGGCAUUGGUUGUUAGUCCUUCUGACCUCGAAGCUGAACCUUGUCCAGUUGGAAAGAGUUCAAAUGAGCCAUGCUCCAAUGGUUGCUCUUUGAAUAGUGAAGUUGAGCCCAUGGUCUUUCCUCUUACAGUACGUCUUCUUUCAACGAUUCCUGUAGUACUUCAUGCAGUUGGUGGGGAUGACGGACCUGUUGAUAUUGGGGCAAGGCUGUACAUGAGUUCAUACAUCUGUUAGAUUGUGACUUUGAGUUGAUUGCCUGUUUCAGUUUUGAGUUGGUUGCCUGUUUCAGAAUGAUACUGAAGAAGUUGAAUGCGUAAGGGAGCUGUCGAGGUGGCAAUGGGGUUUACUUGUGAAAAGAUGAAAUGAUGAGAGGGCUUUCUUAGAGCAUUAGACUGGUUCUGUUGUAGAUACAGAAUUAGUGUAUAGUUGAGUAGUAGAGUUUUAGAAGAAGAAAAAAAAAAAGUUGUGUUUUUUCAGAUCUGCUGAUGCUCUAUGUAUUUGCUUGAUGCUGAAUCGUCUUGGUUGGAGGUGUAGAUAAGGGUGGGGGUGGCUGUGGCAUGGGCUUAUAGCAGCCGUUUUUGACAGUGCUGCUUUUGAUGCUGGAACAGGCCCCUGUUUUUGCUGGCCGAUUUCCAUUCCAUCUGUGUUGAACUUGGUUCUGAUGCUGCCAGUGUUUGGUGCUAACACACUUGAGUUUCUUAGCCAAUAAUUUGUGUAAUUUUCUUGUGUUAUUCCUGGAUUGCAGCCCAAUAAUGUUUUUGACUUUGGGUGGCCAGGAUUAGUGGUUAUCACUCUUUAUUUCUGGCAUAUGAGGUGUGUUUGGCAGUCAUAAAUGACCAAAUGAGUGGCUGGCUAGCUAUACCCAGAUGAAUAAUAACAGAAUGUUAUCUUUCUCUUUCUGAUAAACAUGAAAUGACACUUCCAGAGAACUACUGCUUGAUUUUACUUGUAUCUGAAAUUCUGAAUAGGGGUUCUAUAAAGAACACCCCAUGCAAUUUGCGUUCCGUUACUUAGAGCAACUCCUAAUAUC
Fragaria vesca subsp. vesca is the source of this 4128-nucleotide messenger RNA. RefSeq names its product DIS3-like exonuclease 2-like. The transcript has 7 exons. The coding region runs from base 12 to 3332 and encodes 1106 amino acids. Gene Ontology annotation, molecular function: RNA binding; 3'-5'-RNA exonuclease activity. Lineage: Eukaryota; Viridiplantae; Streptophyta; Magnoliopsida; Rosales; Rosaceae. Gene Ontology annotation, cellular component: P-body; exosome (RNase complex). The record is from RefSeq and is a predicted model, not a curated record.